AUGGAGAAGAAACGCAAAGGAAUUUCAGCAGUUGUACUCCUGGCUUUAAUACAAGGUUUUCUGGCCUCCUCUGCUGCCGUUGAGGUCCAGCCCUCCAUCAACCCUGCUAAAGUCGGGCAAACAGUGACACUGUCUCUGUCUCCUUCUGCCACUUUGAAAAGUGGCAGUUGGGCAGCAGGAGAUUCCCUCAUCGUCAACUGGAUCGGUGACCAGCAGGCAGUUUUCCCCAGUCACACAGGCAGGGCGUUGGUCAACGUCCUCACCGGGGCUCUCACGCUGAGCUCCGUCACCGUGGCUGACUCGGGAGUCUACGUGGUGCAGAGCAGUGACCCUCAGCUGAGCGCCAGUGCUUCCAUCACUGUUCUGGAACCCGUUUCAAAUGUGACGCUCAGCGUGAAUGAAACCGAGCUGAUGGAGUUCAACAGCUCAGCAGUGCUCAGGUGCUCUGUCUCCUCUGGGUCCUCCUUCUCCUUCCUCUGGAUGAAUGGCAGCUCCGAGGUCACAGCCACCGACAGAGUUCAGCUCACUGAUGGAGGAGCCACUCUCACCAUAGUGAAUGUGACUCGCUACGACCAAGGACCAUUCAGGUGUUGUGUGUUCAACCCUGUCAGUAACAGCAGCAGUGAUUCAGUCAACUUUACCAUCAGCUGUGAGUAG
Molecule: messenger RNA, 657 nt
Organism: Stegastes partitus (bicolor damselfish)
Lineage: Eukaryota; Metazoa; Chordata; Actinopteri; Pomacentridae
Product: carcinoembryonic antigen-related cell adhesion molecule 2-like
Exons: 3
Coding region: 1-657 (218 amino acids)
Source: RefSeq, a predicted model, not a curated record